GAAAGUCCCUCCCCUUCCUCUUCCCCCGCCUCUUCUCGUUUGUUUCUUCCCCUUUCCUUUCUUGCUCGUCACUCGUCUCCUUCGACCUCCGUAUCCUCGUGAAAACGAGAGAGAGAGAGAGAGAGGCGUAUGGAAACCAGAGGUAACUCUUUGGCGUCGGUUACCGGGACGGAUGGGACGAAGCGGCGGGUGUGCUACUUCUAUGAGCCGGAGGUGGGGAACUAUUACUACGGGCAGGGGCACCCGAUGAAGCCCCACCGGAUUCGGAUGACCCACGCCCUCCUCUACCACUACGGCCUCCUCGACCGCAUGCAGGUCAUCCGCCCUGUUCCCGCCCGCGACCGCGACCUCUGCCGCUUCCACGCCGACGACUACGUCGCCUUCCUCCGUGCCGUCACGCCCGAGACCCAGCACGACCAGCUCCGCGCCCUCCGCCGCUUCAACGUCGUCGAUGACUCCCCCGUCUUCGACGGCCUCUUCACCUUCUGCCAGACCUACGCCGGCGCCUCCGUCGGCGCCGCCGUCAAGCUGAACCACCAGCACCACGACAUUGCCAUCAACUGGGCCGGCGGCCUCCACCACGCCAAGCGCUGCGAGGCCUCCGGCUUCUGCUACGUCAACGACAUCGUUCUUGCAAUCCUCGAGCUCCUCAAGAUGCACGAGCGUGUUCUUUAUGUGGACAUUGAUAUCCACCAUGGAGAUGGUGUAGAGGAGGCCUUCUACACAACUGAUAGAGUGAUGACAGUUUCUUUUCAUAAAUUUGGAGAUUAUUUUCCUGGAACAGGAGAUAUACAUGACACUGGAUUUGGGAAAGGGAAAGACUAUGCUGUAAAUGUCCCUUUAGAUAUUGGAAUGGAUGAUGAUAGCUAUGAGUCUCUAUUCAAACCAAUCGUUUCAAAAGUAAUGGAAGUUUUUAGGCCUGGUGCUGUGGUGCUUCAGUGUGGUGCUGAUUCCUUAUCUGGAGACCGAUUGGGCUGUUUCAACCUUUCUGUCAAAGGUCAUGCUGAGUGUGUUAGAUACAUGAGAUCGUUUAAUGUGCCACUGUUGUUGGUGGGUGGUGGUGGAUAUACAAUUCGGAACGUUGCCCGUUGUUGGUGCUAUGAGACAGGAGUUGCCCUUGGUAUAGAAAUUGAUGACAAGGUGCCUCCAAAUGAAUAUCAAGGCUAUUUUGCUCCAGACUAUACCCUUCAUUUUGCAGCAAGUAAUAUGGAGAACAAAAAUUCACGCCAGUCAUUGGAUGAUAUAAGAACAAGGAUACUAGAUAAUGUUUCAAAACUUCAACAUGCUCCAAGUGUCCAAUUUCAGGAGCGGCCACUUGAUACAGAGUUUCCAGAGGAAGAUGAAGAUCAACAGGAUGAAAAUGAAAGAUAUGAUUCUGAUUCUGAUAGUGAAAUGGAUGAUCCUUCCCCUGUAGAUGAGACAUCAAGCAGACCUCCUGCAAAAAAUACCCAGAACAUAAGAGCUGAGAAGGAUUUUGUUGAAAAUGGAGUGAAAGAUCAGGAAUCUCGCAAAUUAGCUGCAGAAUGUGUGAAAGGUGUAGAGGUCAUGGGUGAGGAGAUGCCAUCAUGCUCCAAGACCUCGGGUAUAGAGUCCAUGGAAAUUGAUGAACCAAGUAACAUGAAGGUUAAAGAAGAUAAACAUGCUGCUCCUUGAACAUGAUUUGAUUACUAAAUCAGGUCUUCAAUAAGAGUAAAUAGGCAAUUUUCUGUGUUUGUUUUAAUGUUUUCAAACAUUUCCUUUAUUUAUCGUUUUACUUCUUCUUCAAUAACAUUAGGAGGGAAGCUUAAGCAAUUUGUUAUUCCCCUUGAUCAAAUGAAAGUGUCAGGAAACAAUUUACAGGUAGAUGCAUUAAUUGCAAUGUUGUAUAUGGGUGACUGAUUUUUCUUC
Messenger RNA from Elaeis guineensis (African oil palm), 1887 nucleotides. NCBI's taxonomy places the organism in Eukaryota, Viridiplantae, Streptophyta, Magnoliopsida, Arecales, Arecaceae. The record is from RefSeq and is a predicted model, not a curated record.